AUGCUAAACGACUCCGUGUACAGCACACCCUCCCGCCCCACCCCACCCCACCAAAACAACUACACCCGCUCAGAAACCGAACUCUUCAUCCUCACCGUCUGGACAUCAUGGUCCCUGGCUUCUGCUCUUAUUGGCAACACUGUCAUCUUAGUUGGGAUCUACUCUCGUGCCUUCAGAAUUGAUAAACUGUCCCUGCUGACUAUCAAGAACUUGGCUGUGUCUGAUAUCUAUUUUAACUUGAUAUGGGUGUUACCCACUUUAAUAACGUUACUGAAUGGUAACAAGUGGGUGUUAGGGCCGGGGAUCUGUAACUUUACCACUUACAUGCAGUAUCCUCCAGCUAUAGCCACCAUUUUCUUUAUCACCCUCAUAUCUGUUAACAAGUGGAUGAGAUGUCAGUUCCCCCUAAAAACACUGGACAUCACCACCAGAACUGCUUACAAACUAACAAUCUUUAUCUGGGGGUUCUCAUUCCUGCACCCUACUGCUUACUUCGUAUCAAACCUGAUAAAAACAGACGACCCCAGAUACAUGGAGCUGGAUCUGUACAAAGGAAGUUGUGAUUAUCAUCACGGGUUAGAUCUAGCUGUGUACUGGAGCGGGGUAGAUCUGACCUGCUCUCUGGUCUGCUGUAUGACACCUAGUGGUAUAUUGCUGGCUUCUAACGCUGCUAUACUCUACAUUGUCAAGAAGAAGGGACGGGGAAAUGUCAGAGUUUCCAACCUACUGAUGAUAGUGUGUCUGACGUGCAUGUUCUUUAUCUCCUACAUGCCCUACACUGUCAAGUAUCUCAUGCCCUUUUUAGUGAGUGAUCCUCAUAUCCUCCCUGAUGGGUUUGUUGUCAUGACGUACUUCAUGCUCUACAUAAACUCCUGGGCCAAUGUCUUUAUAUAUUACUUUACUAACACUUCUUUUAAGAAGUUUGUGUUGCGUUUGAUUAAAUGUGGGGAGCCGUCCCGGAAGAUAACGAACAGCUCAAUGAGGAUUAUGGAGAAGAGCCGGCUAGCACAUGUAGAUAGGCUCAGACAAGUUCAGCUGCGGAAAGGGUCGCCUAGAACUGAAAACGGGCGUCUGAUCAGUGUGAUUGUGAUGCCCACGGAGAUAUGUGCCGAGCCAGUGGUACUGGAAACAUGUGAAUUAACUCCACUUGAGGAGAGGGUAACGGAGGAUAAUCAUGUUCUGACUGAUUGUGAAGAAGCAAAUGUGUGA
Molecule: messenger RNA, 1209 nt
Organism: Bolinopsis microptera
Lineage: Eukaryota; Metazoa; Ctenophora; Tentaculata; Lobata; Bolinopsidae
Product: probable G-protein coupled receptor 174
Exons: 1
Coding region: 1-1209 (402 amino acids)
Biological process (GO): neuropeptide signaling pathway
Cellular component (GO): plasma membrane
Molecular function (GO): G protein-coupled peptide receptor activity
Source: RefSeq, a predicted model, not a curated record